AUGUACAAUGUUUCACCUAACUAUAAUGCCAAUUAUUCUGCAGAUCAAUAUCUCCAAGUCUUCACUGUUGGGUCAUACAAAGAAAACCAAGCAAAAAUUGGUGCAGGUGUCCAUUCUGAACUAUUCUCUUUCUUCACAGCAGCGGGGCACAAUAGAUCCACUUUCAAAGGAGAAAUAGAGACCAUUNAAUCAGCAUUUGACUUAGUAUGGAAGGAGAAGCUAAUUCUAAAAUUGGCAAAGAUUGGUAUUAAGCAUAACAUGCUAAACUGGAUAAAAGCAUUCAUUGGACAAAGAUCGUGUAAAGUCAGAUACGGAAAUGCUCUAUCAAAAUCCAAUCGUUUGCAAACAGGCCUUCCACAGGGAGCUGCCACAAUCUGCACUCUUUUCAAUGUCUUCAUCAAUGACAUAGCCGAAUUAGUACAGACAGUCACGGCGUUAAGUGCUUACUUUAUGCAGAUGAUCUUGUUCUAUGGUAUUCCGCCCCUAAGAAAACGCUCAGGAGAGGACAGAAAGUGCCCUAAGUUAUGCACUGAUGUACAAUGUUUCACCUAA
Rodentolepis nana is the source of this 552-nucleotide messenger RNA. NCBI's taxonomy places the organism in Eukaryota, Metazoa, Platyhelminthes, Cestoda, Cyclophyllidea, Hymenolepididae. The record is from the annotation of a GenBank genome assembly.